UGGAUCGUAGACCACUGCGCCAAAGACCAUGAAUGCACUCAGUGCUGUUCUUCUGCUAGCCAUUGGACUGACUUUGGCUGAGGCUUCUCCUGAUCAUAGAGCUGUAUGGCAGCUGAGAGAGAUGAUUCUCUGCUCUGUGCCGGACAGCAGGCCAAUUCUGGACUAUGCUGACUACGGCUGCUAUUGUGGUUUGGGUGGAUCUGGUACACCUGCGGAUGAGUUGGAUAGAUGCUGUGAAGUGCAUGACAAAUGCUACAGAGAGGUCAAACAGCAAGACAAAUGUGUGCCCAUAGUGGACAACCCAUACACCAUGUCCUAUUUGUUCAGCUGUGACAAAUCAUCCCAGAAAAUCACUUGCAGCAGUGACAACAACGAGUGUGCAAUGUUCAUCUGUGACUGUGACAAGAAGGCAGCUGAAUGCUUUGCAGAAGCUCCCUACAAUGAAGAGAAUGCUCGCCUUCCCAGUGACCGCUGCAAAUAAAGUUUUGUUUCAAUCAUUUAUCCUCAA
Messenger RNA from Triplophysa dalaica, 508 nucleotides. RefSeq names its product phospholipase A2-like. Gene Ontology annotation, biological process: lipid catabolic process; arachidonate secretion; phospholipid metabolic process. Lineage: Eukaryota; Metazoa; Chordata; Actinopteri; Cypriniformes; Nemacheilidae. The record is from RefSeq and is a predicted model, not a curated record. The transcript is spliced from 4 exons. The coding region runs from base 29 to 481 and encodes 150 amino acids. Gene Ontology annotation, molecular function: calcium ion binding; phospholipid binding.